AUGAUUGGAGGAAAGCCCAAUUCUUGGGAGGACCGUUUACCUUUGAUUGAGUUUGCUUACAAUCGGUCCCUCCAUUCCUCUAUUGGCAUGACUCCAUUUGAAGUAUGUUAUGGCUUUAAUCCUUUGAUUCCUUUAACCUUAACCCCUUUAGCUAGUGAUGUUGUUGUGAGUUUAGAUGCAAAGCAAAGGGCGGCCGAAAUGAUGAAAAUCCAUGCUAAGGUAAAGGAGAGCAUUGACAAGGUCAACACCAAGGUAGCCAAGAGACAAAAUCAUGGGAGAAGAAAGGUGGACUUCCAACCCGAUGAUUGGGUUUGGGUUCACUUCCGAAAAGAAAGGUUCCCGCAAAUGCGAAAAGGAAAAUUGAGUCCAAGGAGAGAUGGACCAUUCAAAGUGCUUGAAAAGAUCAAUGACAAUGCCUACAAGAUCGACUUGCCAAGUAUGCCCUUAGAUUCGAGGACGAAUCUUCUCCAAGAAGGGGAGGAUGAUAUGAACCCAACAAGAACAAGGCCUUUCACUAGAAGUCAAGCAAGAGAAUUUAAAGAGUUGCAAGCCUUGUUCAUGAAAAAGGAUGCCUUGGAGGAGAUUGGAGAGAAGACUUCGCGGAUUUACAACGUUUGGGAGCUGGAUCUUGAUGAUGUGUUUCCAACGGAACUCCCACAAGGAUUGCCACCCUUGAGGGGAAUUGAACACCAAAUUGACUUUGUCCCGGGGUCUCAAUUGCCAAACAAACUGGCUUAUAGAGCCAACCCGGAUAUUACUAAGGAGCUUCAAAGGCAAAUGGAUGAGCUCCUUGAAAAGGGAGUUGAGCGAGAAAGUAUGAGUCUAUGUGCCGUGCCUGUGAUCUUGGUGCCAAAGAAAGAUGGAUCAUGGCACAUGUGUGUUUAUUGCCGAGCCAUCAACAAGAUUACGGUAAAGUAUCGCCAUCCCAUACCUCGUCUUAAUGACAUGCUUGAUGAGUUGAAUGGUUCAUGGAUAUUCUCUAAGAUAGAUCUUAGGAGUGGGUAUCAUCAAAUUCGGAUGAAACCCGGAGAUGAGUGA
Lycium ferocissimum is the source of this 1038-nucleotide messenger RNA. RefSeq lists its product as uncharacterized. The transcript has 3 exons. The record is from RefSeq and is a predicted model, not a curated record. Bases 1 to 1038 code for a protein of 345 amino acids. Gene Ontology annotation, molecular function: nucleic acid binding. NCBI's taxonomy places the organism in Eukaryota, Viridiplantae, Streptophyta, Magnoliopsida, Solanales, Solanaceae.